AUGCAGCAUUCACAAUUGGCCCCGCUUCCGAACGACGUGCCUUUUCGCAUUGUCUCCAAGACAAUCGGCCAAGGCGCGUAUGCCUGCAUUAAGAAAGCCUGUCCUCUGGACUCGGACAACCCCGUCUUCGCCGUCAAGUACAUCCACAAAGAUUAUGCCGCGCGCCACGGCAAGAUAAGCGCCAGACAACUGCAGCUGGAGGUCACGGUGCAUCGACACGUUACAGGCCACAAUAAUAUCAUCAGCUUCUAUCAGACUGGUGAGGAUGACAUCUGGCGGUGGAUCGCGAUGGAAUUGGCCGAGGGUGGCGAUCUUUUCGACAAGAUCGAGGCUGACGAGGGUGUGGGCGAGGACAUUGCGCACGUUUAUUUCUCGCAGCUCAUCAGCGCCGUCAGCUUUAUGCAUUCAAAGGGUGUCGGUCACCGUGAUAUCAAACCUGAGAACAUGCUCUUGACUGCGGACGGAAAUCUGAAGAUUGCGGACUUUGGCCUGGCCGCACUCUUCGAGUAUAAGGGAAGCAGGAAGCUCUCAACCACAUUUUGCGGAAGCCCACCCUAUAUUGCACCCGAGGUCAUUACCUGUAGUACUCGUGGUCAAACGAAAGGGUCAGGAUAUCACCCAGACUUGGUAGACAUCUGGUCUUGUGGCAUUGUUCUCUUCGUUCUUUUGGCAGGAAACACGCCCUGGGACAGCCCGACUGAUGACAGUUAUGAAUUCCACGAGUAUGUUGCGACAAACUCACGAACCACUGAUGAGUUAUGGCAAAAAUUACCGGCGGCCACUCUUUCACUACUGCGCGGCAUGCUGACCGUGGACCCAAAGAGUCGCUUCUCGCUUGAAGAUGUGCGAAGGCAUCCAUGGUAUACACGGUCAAACAAGUUCCUGUCUAGCGAUGGCAAGCUGAGAGAUCCAAUCAAUCUCGCCACCUCCAUGUUUGAGUCAUUGCACAUUGACUUCAGCCAGGAUCCCCUCUCCGAGAAGCGCAAGGGUCCCAGCCGGAGUCUAGAAGCAAUGGAUAUGGUUAUGGAUGUUGAUCAGCCAUCGGCCGGCUUCUCAUCCACACAGCCCGAAGUGGGAGGAGGAGGACUGGUGAUGGACUGGGAUACGCCGCAUUUGGCCUCCGAAUUUUCAUCUACUCAGCCCGCGGGGAGGCAGUUUGCUUCUCAGGAUGCCGCAAUGGCAAGUCACCUCGAGGACGAGCCAUCAAUGUCACAAUUCUCUCAACAGCCGUCUGUUCCCGUGAGCCGCACCCAAAAUGCCCAGAAAUUCCAAGAUAUUGUGCCAUCUCGUCCCAUGACCCGGUUCUACUCCGCGUGGGAAUUGAAACUUCUGGUCCCGUUGAUCUGCGAAGCCCUCCAUCGACUCGGAGUCCCAGUACCAUCAGUCCCCGCAGUGAGUGCCGGUGAUAGUUAUGCUAUGAUUCGGGUUGUUGCCAAGGAUGGCCGAAUGUGUCCGCUUCAGGGUAAAGUCCUCAUCGAGUGUGUAUCUGAGGGUGUUUUCGAAGUUGAGUUCGUUAAGAUCAAAGGCGACCCCGUCGAAUGGCGCCGAUUCUUCAAAAAAAGUGGUUAUUCUCUGUAA
Molecule: messenger RNA, 1578 nt
Organism: Penicillium maclennaniae
Lineage: Eukaryota; Fungi; Ascomycota; Eurotiomycetes; Eurotiales; Aspergillaceae
Exons: 2
Coding region: 1-1578 (525 amino acids)
Biological process (GO): mitotic G2 DNA damage checkpoint signaling; protein phosphorylation
Cellular component (GO): nucleus; site of double-strand break; cytoplasm
Molecular function (GO): ATP binding; protein kinase activity
Source: RefSeq, a predicted model, not a curated record